This is a messenger RNA of Condylostylus longicornis, 5714 nucleotides long. Its product is annotated as sodium/potassium/calcium exchanger Nckx30C. Gene Ontology annotation, molecular function: calcium, potassium:sodium antiporter activity; calcium channel activity. Lineage: Eukaryota; Metazoa; Arthropoda; Insecta; Diptera; Dolichopodidae. Bases 618 to 2843 code for a protein of 741 amino acids. The record is from RefSeq and is a predicted model, not a curated record. The transcript has 9 exons. Gene Ontology annotation, cellular component: membrane. Gene Ontology annotation, biological process: calcium ion transmembrane transport; intracellular calcium ion homeostasis.
UAAAUAUUGCAAAGCUUUUCAACAUAAUUAAAGGUGAAUAAGCUUUUGUCCUGGAAUAAGGUUACUCUAAAAAAAAAAAUUAGUUCGUGCGCGGCAACAUAUCCUUAACCAAAGUACGAAACGAAAAGAAUUUUUAGAAACCAGGAUUAUAAAGCAGUUAUUUAAUAAUUGCCUUCAUAAUUAUAUUUUAGAAUUUAGUUAAACUGAAAUAAAGUCUGUGAUUUUAAAAUAAACUUUAAAGUUUACAAUAACCUUGUCCAAUUGAAAAAAAAAUACAAUUGAUUCUGGAAAUUAUAAGUUUUGGUUUAUAAUUUAAUAAAGAAAAUAAAAAAUUAAUAGAAAAAAAAUAUUCAAUAUUUUUGUGUGAAGAGAAAAAUCAAUUUGCUGUUUCUUUUCUCUUGUUAAGUUUUUCUCAUCAGUUAUUACAAAUUCAUAACUGUGAGAAAGGAACAUCAAGAUUCAGUGUAGAAGCUGACAUUUUUAAAUCUUAGAGACGCGAAGUUAACAAAUUUUAAUACAAAAAUGCAAAAAAAAAAAAAUUGGGCAUUUAUUCAAACUUAACUAAAAAACUUCUUUCAUUUCUUACAACGCAUCUACAAUUGUGUAUGCAUUAACAAAUGACGUCAACAUUUUUGAAUACAAAUAUUCCAAGACAACCGCCACGAAAAUCGAAGUUUAAUUCAUUCUCCGUGGAAACACUUGGGUUUUAUCCAAAGUUAUUCAAUUGCAUAUCCUCACCAUCAUCAUCAUCAUCAUCACCAUCAUCGUCGCUUUCAUCACUUCCUUGGUUAACUUCAAAUAAAGUUACAAGUCGAUUAUUUUGGAGUAAUGAAUUUUCAUUCCAAGAAAUUAGAGAUACUGGAAAUUUUGGCAGCAUACAUAAAAGUCCCACUAAACUACAUUGCAAUGACGUUAAUAGAAAAAUGUUAUACAAAAACAGACAAAUCGAUAGAUCUCUCAAGUAUUUUUCCAUUAAAUUUAUAGCACUAUUAAUGUUCUCGUUUUUCAUAUCGUUAUUAAAAUUUUAUCGUUAUAAACAAUUUAAAGAUUCGAAAUGUUUAGCUAAAUAUGUUGUAUGGAUUAUUGGUAUUAUUCUCAUAAUUACAACCCUUCCAGCGAAAAUGGUGCAUGCAUCGAACGCAUCAAUGGACGACAACGAAAAUGGAAGUUAUACAUUUGUAAUAGAAACCAGCACAAAAGAUAACAUAACAAAUCAUACAGAGAAGACACCACUUUUUCCAACAGAUCUUUUUACAAAAGAACAACUUGAAAAUGGUGCUGUGGUUUUUCACGUACUUGGAGUAAUAUAUAUGUUUGUCGCCCUUGCAAUUGUAUGCGACGAGUUUUUCGUGCCUUCCUUGGACGUGAUUAUCGAAAAACUAGAUAUAACAGAUGAUGUAGCAGGAGCUACAUUUAUGGCUGCUGGUGGCAGUGCUCCGGAAUUAUUUACUAGUGUUAUUGGUGUAUUCGUUUCGUUUGACGAUGUUGGUAUCGGAACGAUCGUUGGUUCUGCUGUUUUUAAUAUCUUAUUUGUUAUUGGUAUGUGUGCGCUAUUUUCGAAAACCGUAUUAGCUUUGACGUGGUGGCCAUUAUUUCGCGAUUGUUCAUUUUAUAGCAUAAGUUUAUUAAUAUUAAUAUACUUCUUUCGAGACAAUUUAAUAUACUGGUGGGAAGCACUAGUAUUAUUUUGCGUGUAUGCUGGUUAUGUAACAUUUAUGAAAUGGAAUGUUCAAAUGGAAAGAUGUAUAAAAAAAAUUAUUUAUAAAAAUAAGGUGACAAGAGUAAGGAGCACGGAUCAGCUAAUGCCAGCGGGUAACGCUGCUAAUUCAUCAGAAACUUCAAUGGUGACCCAAACUGGUGGUUCAGUAACUUCGAGAGCAGCUUCUGAAACCAGAUCUGUUCCGCCUGGUUCAAGUGGAACUGGCAGCAAUAGUAAUGGUGGUCAUCAUCAUCAUACAAAAGCAAAAUUUCGUCAUGGAUUGUUACAGUUAAUGAUACAUACAAUUGAUCCCCUACAUGAUGGAAAAGUUGAUGAAAAAGCUACUCAAUUACAUGCAAUUGCUUCGUUGAAAGUACUACUAGAUGCAACAAAACCACAAAGAGGUGAAGCGACCACUUCUGCAGCAAAUCAUGUUAAGGUUAGCUUGAAAGAAACAACACUAGCGAAUGAACGUCCGAAUGGGAAAAUCACUACUAUAGCCGAGCCGGUGGCUGAAAUGGAAGAAGAGGAGCCAGAGCCGUUAGAUGUUUCGUGGCCUGAUACCGGCAGGAAGCAAAUAACCUAUCUUCUGGUGGCACCCAUAGUAUUUCCAUUAUGGUUAACAUUACCUGACACGAGGACUCCAAAAGGAAAGAAAUUCUUUCCAGUGACGUUUAUAGGCUCUAUUUUGUGGAUUGCUGCGUAUUCUUACUUAAUGGUUUGGUGGGCAAACGUCGUAGGGGAUACCGCUAAAAUACCACCAGAGGUUAUGGGAUUAACAUUCUUAGCAGCUGGAACUUCCAUACCAGAUCUCAUAACUUCUGUCAUCGUUGCUAGAAAAGGAUUUGGGGAUAUGGCAGUUUCAAGCUCUGUUGGAAGUAAUAUAUUUGAUGUCACAGUAGGAUUACCAGUUCCAUGGCUUUUGUAUGGUAUAAUAUAUCAAGCACCAGUCGAAGUUAACUCUCAUGGCAUGGUUUGCUCUAUCACUAUCUUGUUUAUGAUGUUACUAUUUGUAGUUAUGUCAAUAGCAUGUUUCCGUUGGAAAAUGAAUAAAGGAUUAGGUUUAACAAUGUUUUUGUUAUAUUUUGUCUUUGUUGCUGUAUCAUUAAUGUUCGAAUAUAAUAUAAUAGUGUGUCCAGUAUAAAUCAUUAUUAUAAUUAUAAAAAUGUUAAAAUUUUAUUCUGAGUUAGAAAAAAUAAUAAAUAAUACUAUGUUAAGAAUUUCGAAAUGUAAUAUGAAAAUUGAAAAUAAUAUGUACAUGAUUAUAUAAAAUAUUUAGAAUAAAAAUUUCAAUUUAAAAUGCAAAAAAUAUAGAAAAAUUACUUCAAAUUUCAAAUCAAAGUUGUUUGUGAACUAAACAUGUCAAAGUCUUUCCGAGGUAACUAAAAUAAAAUAAUGUUUUUGUUAGUUUAAAAAUCCUAUCAAGAUAGCAUAUACACAUACCUAAGAACAUGCAUAUGUAUGUAUAUUUGGAUUGAUCAUAACAUAGUGUUUUACGGAAAUUAAUUAUGUUUUAAACAAAUUUUAAGCAAAUAUUUGUUAAAUAUUUUUUAAAAUUAUUUUUGUUUUGCAUUUUUUUUAUAUAAAUUAAAAAAUAAAUCAAAUUACUUUGAUUUAUUCAUAAAGAACACCUCUAUUCUAUAUACACUCAAAGAAAGAAGAAAGUAAAUGUAUAGAUUCAAGUGCAUUGGCAAUACGUUAAAUGUGGUGUGUAUUAAGCAUACAUACCUACAUACACAUACGUAAUGUACCUACAAAUUGCGGUAAAACUAUGUUAUUAUAUAAUUCUGCAAGUAAUUCACGAGUUCUAAUUUGUUCAAGUAAAAUUUUUUAAGAUUAAGGGUAAUUCAGACGUGAGGAAUUUUAUAAUAAACAUAUAUGUAAGUAUGUAUGUAUGUGGGUAUUAUCGUAAAAUGUAGAAUAUACAUAAUCAUUAUUAAUGAAAUAUAUGUACGUGUAUAUAUAUAAGAACAUAUGUAAUAUAUACAUAUGCAAUUGUUUUAAAUUGUGCUUCUUUUAUGUUUUAAAAUAAUGUACAGAAUUUACAGAUUUGCUAUUUUUACUAAUAGAAAAUAUUAAUCAAUGCAAAAUUCAUAAAUAUUUCUAACAGGGUGCUUGAGAUUUUUACCAAAGAAUAAAAAACCACUUGGAAAAAGCUUUUGAAAUUGAAAGAAAUCGCGUGGGCUCUUUGUAGGAACGUACAAAAUAAACCUUUAUGGUCAUUUAACUUUAAGUAAAACAUACAUACAUACAUAUGUAUAUUCAAUUGUAUUAUAUUAUUUUAUACGCAAAAUGACUCAAACGAAGGAAGUCAUAUUAAAAUGUUACGGAAACAAAAUAUGAAUAAGUCCAUAGUUUAUUUUAAUAUAUAAAAUAUACAAAAUGUCUACGCUAAUAUUUAUAAUAUGUCUGUGUGAAAUAUUUACCGGCUUUGAAAUGUUUAGAUUACAAAAUCUAAAAAACAUCCGCAAAUGUACAUACAUAUUAUAUCUGUAUAAAUAAUUUUGUAAUUAAUAUAUAUGAAUGUAUGUAUGUAUAUAUAUCAGUACUUCUAUACAAGCAUGUAAUAUAGAUAUAAAAUAUGUACUUAUCAAAUCUGUUAACAUACAUAUGUAUGUUUAUGUAUAUGAUAAUAUGUUAUGUAAUUUUUAGAAAUUGCACAGUUCAAAGUUAUAAUAGAAAUUUACGUAAGCAAUUAUAGGAACUAUAAAUGUUAUAAAAAUUUAGAAAUUUUCGAUAAGAAGCAAUAACGAAAAAUAAACAAAAAAAUGUCACAUUUCAUUAAUAGUAAUGUAAUUAAUAGUAUAUAUUCGAAACAAUUAUAAGAAUAUAAGCAUAUAUGUACAUAUAUUUAUAAAAAAGUAGGUAUAUGAAUUCAGAUCAAAGUACAUAUGUAUGUAUAUGUUGUUAUUUUGAAAAAUAAAGCCAAUGUAUGUACUUAUACAAAGAAAAAGAACCUUUAAUUGUAUGUGAAUUAUUAUAUAAAUUAUAUUAAUAUAUAUUUUAAAUUCUCAUAGAUAUAUACUUGCUUAUAAAGAUAUAACUAUACAUAUAUAUACAUGCAAAAAGGUAUAUGAUUUUAUUAUUAAUAGUCGUUUAUAAACGACGGCUUUUGCUUGGCUGACGUUUGAAAUGUAUGUUGAUGCAAAAGUCGUCGCAUAAAUUUAGGUAAUAUGCAUUAUACAAAAAGCAUUUGUUAAUUAGCAUUAUAAAAAUUUAUAUAUACAUGCAUAUGCAUAUAUGUACAUACAUUCAUAUAAACUUCAAUGUAAGUUUCGUACAUAAAAUAUAAAUAUAUAUAUACAUAUGUAAAACAGAUUAAAUUGUAUAAAAAUCGUAUUUCGCUUUACAUUUAAAAUAUGUUAGGCUAUAAAUUAUAUUUAAAAUAUUUAUCACUAUCAACAUGAGAAGCAAAUUAUUAUAAUUAAAAGUAAUCUUUAAAAAAAAAUCUGGACAUUUCUUAAUGGAAAUUUAAAAAACUAUAGUUAUACAUACAUAUAUAAAAAUCAUUUUUGGUUUCACUACUAGUCGCAGUCUACGGCUAAAAAAAUUUUAUAUAGGAUAUUAAUUGAUCGUUCGCAUCAACGAGUAUUAGAUUUUAUUAGAAAUUUAAAUUGAGAACAAAUAAAAUAUCUUCAUUUUGGUAAUUAUAACGUUUCAAUCCUAUAGCACUUUACUCUUGUUUGUAGUUAAGCAUUUUUUAUUACAAACAUUUUUCAUAUAUAAAUUUCAAAGAUAUUUGGUUAAUAAGCAAAUAAAAUGUUCCCGUUAUUAUAUUUUCUUAACAAAAAAAAAAACAAAAAAAAAAAUGAACAACCUAGAAAGUUAAUUGAAAAUAUCAAGGAAAAUAUUAAAGUGGCAAAAUUUUGAUUUUUUUAUAUCGAAUGUAUUAUUUUAAUGUUGUAAAUUAUAAUAUUUUGGAAAUCCUAAACUCACUUUUAAUAUACAUAUAUAUAUAAAAAUUGUAAAUUUAUAUCCUAUUAAUACAAAGUAUAAUAAACCAUAAAAUUUAACA